Molecule: messenger RNA, 564 nt
Organism: Cryphonectria parasitica EP155
Lineage: Eukaryota; Fungi; Ascomycota; Sordariomycetes; Diaporthales; Cryphonectriaceae
Exons: 4
Molecular function (GO): peroxidase activity
Source: RefSeq, a predicted model, not a curated record
UGGCAGGCUCCUGGACCGGACGAUGCUCGAGGUCCUUGCCCAGGGCUCAACACCCUAGCGAACCACGGUUUGCUGCCGCACUCUGGUAAAAACAUUACACAAGCGGACCUCUCCUAUGCUAUGAAGGUCGGGGUGAAUCAAGACGAAACUAUUUCCGUCCCGCUCUUUGAAGUAGCGGCGACCACGAAUCCCGCCGGAUGGGGCAACACCUUCUUUGACCUGCACACCUUGGGCACCCACAACAUCGUGGAGCAUGAUGCGAGUCUCAGGCAUGACGCCUACUUUGGCAACCAGGAUAUCUUCAACUCGACCGUCUUCCAGAGGACACUCGCCGAGUGGACUGACGACGUGAUCACCAUCAACAGCUCGGCAGCAGCACGCGCCAGGGCGAUCAGGAACUCGAACGCGACUAAUCCUGAGUUUGGCCUGUCCAGCCUGGCCCAAGGGUUCUCGACCGGCGAGAGCAUCGCGUUCAUCUUGGUCUUUGGGAAUGUGACGACUGGUGUAGUCGAGACUGCGCCGGUUGUGUACUGGUUUGGUAAGUCUAGACUUGUUUCAUCUCUC